Molecule: messenger RNA, 2214 nt
Organism: Naegleria gruberi
Lineage: Eukaryota; Heterolobosea; Eutetramitea; Acrasida; Naegleriidae
Exons: 1
Coding region: 1-2214 (737 amino acids)
Source: RefSeq, a predicted model, not a curated record
AUGCCUUUUCGUUCAAAGAAUGUGUUUUUAUUGGUGUUUCUGAUCAUGCUGAGUUGGUACCUUCUAGUUGAUACAUCAUUAGGCUCAUCCGAUUAUAAUAUUAGUUAUAUAGAUUGGAAAACAUUGAAGAAAAUUGAUAGCAGUACUUUAUCAUCUUCAUCAAUAAUAGCAGCCGAUAAUUUUACGUCAUUAUUUGUAUGGAAUGAUUUAUUUCGGAUGGUGCUGCAAAACAAUACAUUUGAUACUAUUGGAUUGGAAUGGCUAUUUAAUUAUGAUGCCGAAUUGAAAUUCUUUACAUUUGAUACUACUCUGACUGUAGAAGUGAUGAAGCAAAUGAUGGAGUUUAUUGGAAGGGAUGUAAUGAGGAAUUCAUUCUAUUCUCUACCUAAAUUGUGGAAAUUCAAGCAAAUUCUAAUGAAUAAGAAUACAGAAUGUAUCUAUGGGAGUGUUUUUGAAGUAUUUGACAUCAUGAUUGGAACUAAUAUUGAAUUUGUUGAGAGGAUACGGCUGAAUAGAAAUCAUAGACAAUUUAAGAAGAAAUCUAGUGAUUAUCUCAACCCAUCUGACUUUUAUUCGAUACCUCUAUUUCCCAAUAACUUUUGGAUGUUGAAUAGUCUAAAUGGAUUCAAUAGCCAAUACUAUGAAUCGAUUGUUCAAAAAUUAGCAGAAUCCCUUGCACUCAAAUCAUCAUUCCAAAACUAUACAUCUUGCACUGAUUCCUUAAAACAUGAUUCGAUAGUAUUGGAAAGACUUCAUGGUGUAAUGAAUUUUACAUCUACUCAACUAGAAUGGUCUCUCAAAUUCUCAAAUAUUUCCUCAUCAUCAGUUCCUCAAAAUUUUACAUUUUUACAACAAGCUAUGGAAGUAUUUUACCAAAACAACCAGGAUUAUUUAUUUUGGAACCAAUCAAAAGUUCAACAAUACUUGUGGACCUCAUCAUGUUUUCAAUGCUCAUCAGCAAAUUGUGUUUCAGAGAGAUGGGCUUGGGUUGACACUUUGGACAUAACAGUUGUCUGUAUGGCAGUACUGUACUACUUGGUUUUAUUUGCAAGUGGAGCCUUUAGAUCGCCUGUAAUUUACAGAAAGUAUCCUAUUGUAUUCUUUUGCCCUUUUAUUGUAAUGGGAAUGUAUUCUUCAAUGGUGAACUCUUUCAAUAAUGGAUGCAUAUCAGUUGGAGUUAUUUUUACAGUCUACCUGGCAGCCUUACUGAAUGUAAUUUACAUUUGUACCGUUGUUAGAUACUACUAUUUGAGAAACCUUUACAAUAUUAUCAAGAAUUCAAAACAUCCAAAACUUUUCAAAUAUCUGUCUAGUGAGCUGGUUGGAUUCGUAUUCACUGUAAUUUUCCCCAUUCCAACAGCCUUUGUAGCCACUAUUCCAAUUUUCAUUAUAGUUCAAACCUAUAAUUCUCUGAUAGUCAACACAACUAAUAAUGUGAUUAUAGUUUUAUUUUGUGCCAUUUCAUGCUUCGCUGGUGUAUCCUUCUUUAUUUAUGAGGCUAUUAGAAAUAGAAAACUGAUUGCCAAGUUUGGUUUGGGUAGAUUCUUAUUAUUUGAAGAACCUUAUUACUUUAGAAUUGAUCUACUCGCACUAGGUUUGAUGAUAUUAUUGCUGAUUUUAUUGGCAAUAUUGUUUCUCGUUUUGCCAAACUCGAUUGUGGCCAUUCGCUUUGUUAUUGGACUCACAUUGUACAUGUUAACUGGUGGAACAUCUUUACUAAUGCUAUUUAUUGAAAAUGUAAGAAAUGGAAAUGUUGUCAAGCAAAUCUCGUCUGAAACAAAACAUUCCAAUGCGGAAUAUAUUGAAAUAAUCAAGAAUAACAGUAAUAAGGAUUUGGUAGAACUUUUUAGGUUAUAUUCUGAAAAAUCUCUUGCCUUGGAAAAUAUUUUACUCAUGGAUGAAUUGGUUGGAUUUAAGAGAAGAUCAGAGAAUAUCAAAAUUGAAGAUUUGAAAAAAGUUCAUGAAAUGUAUCUGACUGCUUACUCUGCUUAUGAAGUCAAUGUAUCUUCAAUAGCCAAAUCAACUUUUGAAAAGGAUUUGAGAGAUGCAGAGGCUAUUCAAUCCCUCAAAGUUAGAAAUGAGGUAGUGGAUCAAAUCAUGAAGGAAGUGGAAAUGAAUCUAAUAUCAACAUUUUCCAGAUUCACAAGAACUAACGAGUUUAGACAAUGGAGGGAAAUUUACCAAUUGCAAAAGGAUCGAGUAGCUGUUAUAUAG